This is a messenger RNA of Loa loa (African eye worm), 357 nucleotides long. RefSeq lists its product as hypothetical. The transcript has a single exon. The record is from RefSeq and is a predicted model, not a curated record. NCBI's taxonomy places the organism in Eukaryota, Metazoa, Nematoda, Chromadorea, Rhabditida, Onchocercidae. The coding region runs from base 1 to 357 and encodes 118 amino acids.
AUGAAACGAAUACAUCACAAAGAAGAUUAUAUGGUGUUUAAGCACGCAGCACGCAGCACGCAGCACGCAGCACACAGCACGCAGACUUAUGAACACAAAUCCGUUAGCUAUUAUUUAAAUUUGGUCGGAACUUCUGACUUUUCCAGCAGGAAAACGGAGCGAAAUGUGAAGUAUAAGAGACAAGAAGUCGUGCUCUUUGGUGGACGUAAUGCAAUAAUGAAGAAGUGGAAGAUGAGAAAAGAGGAGGAAGAAAAGGAGGAAGAAGAGGAGGAGGAGAAGGGAAUGUGCUUGGAGAAAUCCAUGGCAGAUAGGCUAAAAAGGCUUGUACGCGAUGCAUUAGGCCAUCACUUCGUUUAA